GAGGAUCCUCAGUAGGGGUACAAAAGACAAAGAGAUUCUGUACGGGAAUCUCAAAUAUAACGUCAGCUCUGCCGUGUCAGUUCACCAGCACUUGAAUGCCAUUGAUCUUUGUAUGUGGAGGAGGAGAUGUUCGAGAAGACAGCACACCAGUUGGAGAACUUGAACAUGUGCUCAGUGUAGGGGUGAGAUUUGGAUGAACCAACCUGGAGAUGAACCUUGUAAAUUGUACUCAAAUCAUUGAAGUAGUGUCCAAAUAUUUCCUUUGUAGUAUCAAUAUUUUAAUUGUGGAUCCUUGCAAAAAAGGGCUUAUCUCAGCAUAGCUUUAAACGUGCAUCUAUCUGACAUGAUGAGACGUCAGGGAGCUUAUGGCAGGGAGAAAACAUUCACUUGUUCUGAGUGUGGGAAGGGAUUCAGUCGCUCAUCUAAACUGCAAUUACAUCAGCAAGUUCACACUGGUGAGAGGCCAUUCACCUGUUCCAGGUGUGGGAAAGGAUUCACUCACUCAUCCCACCUGCAGACACAUCAACGAGUUCACUCUGAAGAGAGACCAUUCACCUGCUCUGUGUGUGAGAAGGGAUUCACUCAUUCAUCCCACCUGAUCAGACACCAGCGAGUUCACACUGGAGAGAGGCCAUUCAUUUGCUCUGUGUGUGGGAGGGGAUAUACUCAGUCAUCCAGCCUGCAGAUACAUCAGCAAGUUCACACCUCAGAAAGACCAUUCACCUGCUCUGAAUGUGGGAAGGGAUUCAUUCAGUUGUCCAACCUGAAGACACAUCAGAGAAUUCACACCGGGGAGAGGCCAUUCACAUGCUCUGCGUGUGGAAUGGGAUUCAUCCAGUCUUCUGAGCUACUGAUACAUCAGAGAGUUCCUACUGGAGAGAGUCUGUUCAUUUGCUCCAUGUGUGGGAAGGGAUUCAUUCGGUCAUCCCAACUGCUGAAACACAAGAGAGUUCACACUGGAGAGAGGCCAUUCACCUGUUCCAAAUGUGGGAAAGGAUUUAUUGAAUCAUCCAACCUGUGGUCACACCAGCAAAUUCACACUGGGGAGAGGCCAUUCACCUGCUCUGAGUGUGGAAAGGGAUUCACUCAUUCAUCCCACCUGAUCAGACACCAGCGAGUUCACACCGGCGAGGGACCAUUCAUUUGUUCCAUGUGUGGGAAGGGAUUUAUUCAGUCAUCACACCUGAUAAUACACCAGCGAGUUCACACUAGGGAGAGCUCUGAGUGUGGGAAGGAAUAUAUUCAAUCAUCUGAGCUACUAGCACACCACCGUGUUCACACCGGGGAAAGGCCAUUCACCUGCUCUGAAUGUGGGAAGGGAUUCAUCCAUCCAUCCAACUUGCAGAAACACCAACGAGUUCACACUGGGGAGAGGCCGUUCAUCUGUUCUGAAUGUGGGAAGGGAUUCACGCAGUUAUCUCACCUUGUGAAACACCAGCAAGUUCACACUGAAAAGUCACACACUUGUCCUUUGUGAGCAAAGAGGUUAAGCUGGUCCUCCCACCUGUGGGAACAGCAGCAAGUUCACAGGAUAGGAAGUUUAAAUAAAUCUGAUGAAUUUUUAACCAUCACAUUUGGAGAAUCCAUUUGCAAGUUUAAGAGUUACUGCUGUCAGAUUCUGCAUUUAUUGCUGCUGUUCAUCACUCCUGGAGCUGAACCCUGGUCAUCGGGCAUGGAAGGAGGUGGGUCUGAUGACAUGAGCCUUUAAUUGGACUUUUAUUUAAUACUGGAGAUCUGGUCAGGAAAGGAAUGAUGAAGGGCCUCGGUCUGAAAUAUCACUCACAGAACUGACGCUCACGACAUGUGUUUUACUUUUUGCAUCAUUUUCUGUAAACUCUAGAGACUGUCCAGAGACAUGAAAAUCCCAGUUGAUCAGCAGUUUCUCAGAUACCCAAACCACCCCAUCUGGUACCAACAAUCAAGGUCACUUAGAUCACAUUUCUUCCCCAUUCUGGUGUUUGGUGUGGACAACAUUUGAACCUCUUGACCAUGUCUGCUUGCUUUCAUGCAUUGAA
Messenger RNA from Mobula hypostoma (lesser devil ray), 2015 nucleotides. Its product is annotated as zinc finger protein 239-like. Gene Ontology annotation, molecular function: DNA-binding transcription repressor activity, RNA polymerase II-specific; RNA polymerase II cis-regulatory region sequence-specific DNA binding. The record is from RefSeq and is a predicted model, not a curated record. The coding region runs from base 344 to 1477 and encodes 377 amino acids. Gene Ontology annotation, cellular component: nucleoplasm. The transcript has 2 exons. Lineage: Eukaryota; Metazoa; Chordata; Chondrichthyes; Myliobatiformes; Myliobatidae. Gene Ontology annotation, biological process: regulation of transcription by RNA polymerase II.